UAACAGACCCACCCCUUACGUUGGCUUUUAAGACGGUGCCUAUGGUUAUUUCUUUCGUUUCAUGAGCCUAUCAAGCUGUCCAGAAUAGGACAACGCUGCGCCUUGAUCUCUGGAGCUGGACAACUGAACUGAUAGUUGGUAAAAAUUGAAAUGGCUGACACAACAGAUCAGGAGACUCCCAUGGAGGUUGAUCCAUCAAACCCUACAACAGAGGCUGAUAUGACUUCUUCCAUGACUCGAGUGACUCCAUCAGCUCCCCCACUGAAUCUGAUAGGGCAGCAUCAUGCUUCUACUGCCUCAACUGGACGGCCAGAUGCAACAUUAGAUCACCACAGGACCACUGAGGUAGAUCUGCUUCCAGCAUCCACCUUCUCCACCUCAACCUUGGAAAAUCAUCAGCCUUCUAGACCGACACAUGUGGAUGGUCGGGAUGAUGCGGCUGGUCCCUCAGAUAUGUCUGAGGCCCCAACUGUUUUGGGUACAGUGUAUGCCAAUGUGCAGUGGCUUAAUCAACUUGUACCACAAAAACCAGAGAAAUAUCUACAAAAAGCCCUACAGACAUGGUUCAACAAGGUGUUUGCUGUGAAGACAAUUUCAUGUGAUUCUUUUUAUCUGACCGAUGACCGACUUACGUUCAAGAUGAUCUCUUCAGAGAAGAAGGAAGAAUUGUUAAAUGCUUUAGAUGCCCUACCGAAAGAAUUGGACCUGUGUGUCGAAGACGGUAAAGAAAAAGUAAAUUGCAAAGUUUGGUUUGAGAAGUCACCACCCAAACAACCUGAGACUGAGAAGCAUAUCCCAAAACAAGAAACACAUGCAGCUCCAAACGACCGUUCUAAUGGAAUGGUGCAGAGUGGACGAGCAGGGAGCGAGUGCAGUGUCCCUCUGGCCACCUACUGGUACAUGACCUCAGCAUAUCAAAACGAGCUACAAAGCAUAGAGAAAAAACAUAAAGUCAAAAUUCAGGCAAGUGUAAAAGUGACCAUGGAAGAGGCCCAGGCUACAAACAACAAUCUACAUACAAAUGAAGCACUUGAAGAGCUCAUCGACUUUGUCCAGACGCAUACAGGUGAUUUGGACAGUUUCAUUAUCCAUCUGGAUCAAGUGGAUUCAAAAGACCUACUUGAUGCGCUGAAGAGGGAUCCCAGGUUGCUUCUGUCUUGUUCCUCUGGUAAGCUCAGUAUAGUUGGUCCUAGCGAGAGCAUAAGGCGAGUUCAGAAUGUCCUGGGCAAUAAUUCCUCAAUACAUAUGCCGGCAUCCUUUGGGGCAUCUGGUUGGCCCCAGAAGAUCACUAUGGAUAUCAAGGACCCCCUGGUAACCAGUGGGCUGUCCAUGCCCCUGAGCCUCUGGAAGUUGUUAAAAGGGGCCUUUGAUCAGAACAUAAAAGACAUCCAAGAUAAAUUUGGUGUGAUAAUGAAGUGUGAGCCCUCUGAUGGUAAAGUCCUAGUGAGAGCCGAGCCCCGUGAUGGACAGACAGUUCCUCUAGAGAGCCAUGCCCUCAGAGCCCUGAUGCACAUCUACCAGAGGGUUGCCACGUCAACCAUGAGCUGCAGCCUGCUGGCUUCUGAUCGGAAGGCGGCUGUAGAGGACAUGCUGGGGGAAAUCCUCUCUCUGCACCCUCAUGUUUGGCCAGAAAAGAACUCGGGCUCCUUGAGACUGUUCGGCCUACCACAACAUUUGGGCCCUGCUGUCACUCAGUUGGAGAGGAAGAUGGGAGGGCCUGUUUUCAAGGAAGAGGACAAGCAGAAGAUCCUUUACUCUGGAGACGCCAGCUCCAGCGCUACAACAGCUAGUGACAGGGCAGGAGGCGGAGCUACAGGAAACGAUGAUGAAGAGUGUUGCAUUUGCCGGGAGACAUUUAAAGACAAGAAGACGUUACCAUGCAACCAUGGGUUUUGUAGCGAGUGCCUGCAGCAAUUAGUGGCGUCUCUAGGUCCUACCUGUCCUUUGUGCAAGUAUGUGUUCGGGGUGAUGGAAGGCGAUCAGCCUAAAGGGGUGAUGAAUGACAGGACAACGAACGAUAGACUACCUGGAUUUAAUGACUGUGGCACCAUAAUCAUUGAUUAUAACAUUUCGGGAGGAACUCAAUCGGAGAGGCACCCCCACCCUGGAAAGCCUUUUCACGGGACUAGUAGAACAGCGUAUCUACCAGACAACAAGGAGGGCCAAGAGGUCUCGAGGCUGCUACGGAAAGCGUUUGACCAGAAGCUUAUCUUCACUAUUGGGACAUCCAGAACUAGUGGGGUGGAAGACGCUGUGACCUGGAAUGACAUCCACCACAAGACCAACAUACAUGGUGGCCCACAGAGUUUUGGAUAUCCUGACGAUGGCUACCUGGCCAGAGUGAAAGAGGAGCUGAAAUCCAAAGGCAUCGAAUGAAGACGUUUAGAGAAGUCAAGCACCUGUGCCUGUAGCCCCCUGAACAGCUGUAAGAUAUUCAAGCUGUAGAACAGUCCUAUGCCACACCAGGGGUUUCUGAUCGUUCAAGUCUUGAUUCGUAUUUGAGUUUUGAUGAUUACGGGACACAUCAUGGAUAUAUAUAAUAAGGCCCUCCUGUAGAUUGAUUCUAAAUGGAAAUGUCUAUGGAAAGUAUAGUAUGUAAAGUAUGUUUAAAUCAUCAUUUCUUUUGCUUAUCAUGCACAGUAAGGGAAAUCCAGAAAAGCUGGUUGUGCACUUAAUGCAGUGACAGGGACUAGUGAUGCAGCAACACCCAGGUUCUACUGCCCUGUAUGAGGUAUCCUAGAAAGAUAACAAGCAUGUACUGUAUUACCCCAUGCAUUUGUUGCUAUGUGUCAACCAUAUCAUUACAUAUGAAUAUACUUGGGUUAUAAAAACGUACAAUGUUCACUUUAAUCUGUAUUCACUGCUGAUUGUUUUGCGUUUGGAAAAUGACAAUAAAAACUCCAGAGAA
Molecule: messenger RNA, 2908 nt
Organism: Hypomesus transpacificus
Lineage: Eukaryota; Metazoa; Chordata; Actinopteri; Osmeriformes; Osmeridae
Gene: dtx3lb.2
Product: deltex E3 ubiquitin ligase 3L2, tandem duplicate 2
Exons: 10
Coding region: 151-2376 (741 amino acids)
Biological process (GO): protein ubiquitination; Notch signaling pathway
Molecular function (GO): metal ion binding
Source: RefSeq, a predicted model, not a curated record